Messenger RNA from Rhodofomes roseus, 1347 nucleotides. RefSeq lists its product as uncharacterized. Gene Ontology annotation, molecular function: protein binding. The transcript is spliced from 3 exons. Lineage: Eukaryota; Fungi; Basidiomycota; Agaricomycetes; Polyporales; Fomitopsidaceae. Gene Ontology annotation, cellular component: SCF ubiquitin ligase complex. Gene Ontology annotation, biological process: SCF-dependent proteasomal ubiquitin-dependent protein catabolic process. The record is from RefSeq and is a predicted model, not a curated record. Bases 1 to 1347 code for a protein of 448 amino acids.
AUGAGUUUCAUCAAUCGCCUCCCGCUCACUCAGAAGUCCUGUUACGACGUGGUGCACCUUGCCCUUACCCAGAACGAUGACGAUAACAUCAUCGACGACGACCUGGCACACAUCUUACCCUGGUGCCCGAACCUCGAGUCAGUGUGCCUCACUGGCGUCCCCGACGUCAGCGAUCGCACCGUCGUACUCCUCGCUCGGGGUACCCCGAAUCUACGCGAGCUCGACCUGUCCGGUUGUACGCUAGUCACAGAUGUAGCGAUCUUGGAGCUAGCAAACAUCGCGACGGAGCUCGAGGAGGUAAGGCUCAAUGGGCUUUCCACCCUCACCGAUCCCUCCGUGUCGGCGCUGGCACGAUCCCUCACCAAUCUCCGGGAGCUCGAGUUAUGCGACCUGCACCUCCUCACUCCGCCAUCGAUCCGAGACAUCUGGACGUUCUCGACGAGAUUGCAGCGUCUAAAGCUCGCCAACUGCGUGCAUCUCACCGACAGGGCGUUCCCUUACGUGCCUGGCGUCCUGCCUGAUCACCCCUCCAGUCUUACAACUUCCCCGCUGGAGGAGCCCCAGUGGACGAAUGGCUCUAGACCACCGACCUGGCUCGAAACCCUCCCCCCUCUCAUCUUUUCCCUGGGACAUAAACUCACGCAUCUGCGAUUUCUCGACAUCAGCAAUUGUCCGCGGCUCACAGACACGGCGGUCGUUGGAAUUGUCAUGCAUGCGCCCAGGAUCCAACAUCUGAAUCUGUCGGCUUGCUCACGACUCACUGACAACUCAGCUGAAGCCGUUUCCACUCUUCAGCACUUGCAUGUACUCGCAUUGUCGUACGUAGAAGGGCUCACGGACAGCGGAGUCGUGAGCAUCGUACGUCAGUGCACGAAGCUCAGGUCUGUGGAUGUAAGCUACUCGUCCAGUCUCACGGAUCUGGCCAUUCUCGAACUGGGGACCCUGCCUCGCCUGCAGCGACUAUCUGCCUCGGGGCUCCCUCGGCUGACCGACAAUGCUCUGCUCUUCCUUGCGGAGCACGCCGAGUCCCUUCAACGCCUCCAUUUUUGUCAGUGUAGGCACAUCACGCUUGACGCGGUUCACGUCCUUUUGCGCAAGCUCAGCGGCCUAAAACACUUCAGCGUGUCUGGUGUCCCUGCGCUCAGGCGAACGGGCAUAGAGCGGUUCUCCGACAAGCCCUCAAGAGACUACGACCCACAAAGGCAGGGUAUCCACCGUGUCUUCAAUGGGGCGAACAUUGUGGCCCUGCGCGAGUUUCUGGACAAGGAGCAGGCGCGACGUCAGCGAGCCGAGCAAGAGAAUAUCAUCUUCGUACCUAAAGCAGAUGAUAGCGAAGCGUUGUACUGA